Staurois parvus is the source of this 250-nucleotide messenger RNA. NCBI's taxonomy places the organism in Eukaryota, Metazoa, Chordata, Amphibia, Anura, Ranidae. The record is from the annotation of a GenBank genome assembly.
GUCCAAGUAUACCACAUCCACCACCACCCCUCUGUCCAAGUAUACCAUGUCCACCGCCACCCCUCUGUCCAAGUAUACCACAUCCACCGCCACCCCUCUGUCCAAGUAUGCCACAUCCACCGCCACCCCUCUGUCCAAGUAUGCCACAUCCACCACCACCCCUCUGUCCAAGUAUACCACAUCCACCCCCACCUCUCUGUCCAAGUAUGCCACAUCCACCGCCACUCCUCUGUCCAAGUAUACCACAUCC